Molecule: messenger RNA, 1944 nt
Organism: Calliphora vicina (urban bluebottle blowfly)
Lineage: Eukaryota; Metazoa; Arthropoda; Insecta; Diptera; Calliphoridae
Product: cytochrome P450 307a1-like
Exons: 2
Coding region: 74-1864 (596 amino acids)
Molecular function (GO): iron ion binding; monooxygenase activity; oxidoreductase activity, acting on paired donors, with incorporation or reduction of molecular oxygen
Source: RefSeq, a predicted model, not a curated record
GUUAAUUUCGGAUAUCAAACAUUUUUUGCAAUUGCGUGUAAUUUAUGAAAAAUUUUAAAUAUUAGUUUGUGAUAUGUUUUCGUUACCGCUCGUAUUGAUUAUAAUUAUAGUGGCCCUUGUUGUGGGACUAUAUAUUCGAAUGCUGUACAAUUUCGGGAGAAAAGUGCGCAUAGUGGAUAGUGUUAGUAGGACAAAUGAAGUCAUUGUCAAAGAAUACAAACAAGCGCCUGGUCCAGUUCCUUGGCCUAUAAUUGGAAAUUUAUCAUUGUUGGCAAGAUUUAGAGUUCCCUUUGAAGGUUUUACAGAGUUGUCAAAUGAACUUGGUGACAUUUAUACUCUAACACUUGGGUCUACACGCUGUUUGGUGGUUAACAACUUGGAACUUAUACGUGAAGUACUCAAUCAAAAUGGAAAAUUCUUCGGAGGUCGCCCAGAUUUUUUGCGAUAUCAUAAACUAUUUGGGGGAGAUCGUAAUAACUCUCUGGCAUUGUGUGAUUGGUCGUCGCUUCAACAAAGACGUCGCAAUCUUGCCCGUAGGCAUUGUUCACCCAGAAAUUCAUCAUCAUACUUUUUAAAAAUGUCAAAUGUUGCCGCAUUUGAAGCUAGUGAACUAAUGGAAAAAAUGAAUGAAAAAGUACCUACGGGUGAGGAGUUCGAGAUUAAGCCACUUAUUCAACAGACUUGUGCCAAUAUGUUUACACAAUAUAUGUGUUCUAUGCGCUUCGACUAUGAUGACACAGACUUUCAAAUGAUUGUCAAAUAUUUUGAUGAAAUCUUUUGGGAAAUUAACCAAGGAUACGCUCUGGACUUUAUGCCAUGGUUGUCACCUUUUUACAAGAAACAUACAAAAACUAUUGUUGGUUGGUCUUAUAAUAUCAGAAAGUUUAUACUGGAACGCAUUAUUAACGAUCGCGAACAACAUUUGGAUUUCGAUGAACCUGAAAGGGACUUUACAGAUGCGCUCUUAAAGAGCUUGCUUGAAGACAAGAAUGUUUCACGAGACACUAUUAUUUACAUGCUGGAAGAUUUCAUUGGUGGUCAUUCGGCUGUAGGAAAUCUAGUUAUGAUGUCAUUGGCCUAUAUUGCCAAAAAUCCAUCCAUUGGAAAGCAAAUACAAAUUGAAGUUGAUGCUAUAUCUAAUAAAGGUCAGAGAAAAAUUAAUCUGUAUGACAUGGAAAACAUGCCGUAUACAAUGGCCACAAUCUAUGAAGUUUUACGUUAUUCGUCAUCUCCUAUUGUGCCCCAUGUAGCCACAGAAGAUACUGUUAUUGCAGGAUACGGAGUUACUGAGGGUACAGUUGUAUUCAUCAAUAAUUAUAAACUUAAUACAAGUUGUCAAUACUGGAAAAGUCCUGAGCUAUUUGAACCUAAGCGAUUUCUGGAAACAUUAGACGAAGUCGAAAUUACAAACACGCAAUCCUCAAGAACAUGUACCCAAAGUAAUGCAGACAAAAUCACAGAGACGAAACGACGGAACUCAGAAGGCUCUGAUUCUGGUAUAGAAUAUGAUAAAGAUGCAUUAGCUAUGAGUUCAUCGGUAUCGGAGAGUUCUGUUCUAAAUUCAUUUUCAAAGACUCAAAAUCUUACUAAAGCAAAGCAUUGGGGCCGUGGGAAGAUUCAAAUUAAAAAAAAUAUACCUCAUUUCUUGCCUUUUAGUAUAGGUAAACGCACCUGCAUUGGACAAAAUCUUGUACGAGGCUUCGGCUUUAUUUUACUGGCAAACAUUAUCCAGCAAUACGAUGUUACUUCCAAGAAUUUGUCAAGCAUUAAAACAGUACCAGCAUGUGUUGCUUUGCCAACAAAAACGUUUCCUUUAGUAUUCAACCCUCGCAAUGCGAUUAGGAUUCUAAAAGAACAAAAUUAAAUUAAUUAAAUGGAUAAAAUCAGUUAUGCUAGGUAGGAAGGUAGAACAGGUUUUUAUUUUAAUUGGUCUCUGAUACUGGU